This is a messenger RNA of Aegilops tauschii subsp. strangulata, 2162 nucleotides long. Its product is annotated as cysteine-rich receptor-like protein kinase 2. The record is from RefSeq and is a predicted model, not a curated record. Gene Ontology annotation, biological process: protein phosphorylation. Lineage: Eukaryota; Viridiplantae; Streptophyta; Magnoliopsida; Poales; Poaceae. Gene Ontology annotation, molecular function: protein kinase activity; ATP binding.
ACCCUUAAGUUUCGCAUUUUUGUCCCCAUUACACUGCACACUUCCUACUUGGCGAUUCAAUCAACCCAAAACCCAGCGUCCACGGCGAUUUCUCCUCUCCUCUCCUCUGCUCUGCUCUCGCCGAUGCACCGCAUGGCUCACUUCCCGCUGUUGCCGGCUCUAGCGCUGGCGGUCACCUGCGCGUUGGUUCCGUUCACCGUCGCUGACCCGCAGGCUACGCAGCUCAACCUUGGGUGCAGCCAGUACAACGCCACGCCGACGGCUGCCUUCCUCGCCGCUCUAAACUCCACCUUCGCUGAGCUCCGCGCCAACCUCUCCGCCGGCAGCGGCUUCGCCACCGCAGCGGAGCCUCGCGCCGCCGCGCCGGCCUUCGCGUUGGCGCAGUGCCGCCCAUACGUCACCGGGAGGGACUGCGUCGCCUGCUUCGACGCCGCCGCGGCGCGCAUCCACGCCGCCUGCGGGGCCGCUAACGGCGGGCGCGCCAUCCUCGACGGCUGCGUCAUACGGUACGAGAGCGUAGCGUUCUUCGACCAGUCCACGCUCCCUGGCAACACGCAGCGCUGCAACGGCUCUGCGGUAGCCGGUGGCGCUUUCGACGGCGCGGUGCAAGCGCUGGUCAGAGACCUCACGGCCGCCGUGCCUCGCGUCCCACGGCUAGCUGCGGCGGCCGCGGGCGCCGGCGUGUACGCCAUGGCGCAGUGUGUGGAGACGGUCGCGCCGGACGGCUGCGCGCAGUGCCUCGAGGUAGCUGCGAGCAACAUUGACCGGUGCCCGCCCAAUUCCGACGGCCGCGCAGUGGACGCCGGGUGCUUCAUGAGGUACUCUGAUAAGCCGUUCUUUCCGGCUAAUGCGACGGCAGACCUGACGCCCUACUUGCGCUCUGGAAAAUCAAGAGGGAAGGGGGCCAUUGUAGGAGCAAUUUUGGGAGGUCUGGCCUUCUUGUUGCUUCUAGGGCUAUUAGCUUUGUUGUUGACCUGGCGGUCUAUGAAGUUAAAGAAGCCUCGAAGAGGUGAUAUACUUGGAGCAACGGAACUGCAAGGUCCAACAAGUUUUAACUAUCACGAUCUUAAGGCCGCAACCAAUAAUUUUAGCGAGAAAAGUAAAAUUGGAGAAGGAGGUUUUGGAGAUGUCUUUAAGGGUUUGCUGAAAAAUGGGAAAAUUGUUGCAGUAAAAAGGUUGGCAGUAAUGCAAACUAGCAGGGCCAAAGAAGAUUUUGAAAGUGAGGUAAAGCUGAUUAGCAAUGUUCAGCAUCGAAAUCUUGUCCGGCUUCUUGGUUGUUCUCGCAAGGGUUCCGAAUGCCUCCUUGUUUAUGAAUAUAUGGCUAAUAGUAGCCUUGACAAGUUCCUCUACGGUGAGAGACGUGGAACACUUAACUGGAAGCAGCGAUUCAAUAUCAUUGUUGGCAUGGCUCGUGGCCUUGCAUAUCUUCAUCAAGAGUUCCAUGUGUGUAUCAUACACCGCGACAUCAAAUCUAGCAAUGUGCUUCUUGAUGAUGACUUCCAACCUAAGAUUGCUGAUUUUGGUUUGGCAAGGCUCCUACCUGAUGAUCAUAGUCAUCUCAGCACUAGAUUUGCAGGAACAUUGGGUUACACUGCUCCCGAGUAUGCAAUCCACGGCCAGUUAUCGGAGAAGGUUGACACAUACAGCUUUGGUAUAGUCAUUUUGGAAAUAAUAAGUGGUCGGAAAAUCAAUGAUACAAGGGUUGAGGCUGAAACACAAUACCUACUUGAAUCGGCAUGGAAGCUAUAUGAAAAUGAGAACGUGAUUAAGUUGGUGGAUGGAUCGUUAGAUCAUGAAGAAUAUAUGCCAGAAGAGGUAAAAAGAAUAAUAGAGAUAGCACUUCUCUGCACUCAGUCAGUUGUUGCUUCAAGGCCAACGAUGUCAGAGGUAGUUGUGUUGUUGUUAUCAAGAAAUUCUCCAGAGAUAAUGCCCACAAGGCCCACUUUUAUCGAUUCAAUAAGUAGAGUGCGAGGUGAAACAUCCACGUCCAGUUCAUCCUCUGCAUCCAAGGCCACCGUCUCUAUUUCGCACUUAUCAGCCAGGUAAAAGGCUUUGUAUUGUGUAUGACCACAUCUUUUUUUGUGUGUGACUGAAUGUUUUGUAAAUACAAUCAUGUAUCUGUAUUUUAUAUAUCAACGAGUGGAUGCUUAUUUGCCAGGAUA